GGCAGCGGCGCGAGCAGUGCCUGGGUGGCGUGCGGAGCUGGGUGGACAUGGCCAGCGUGCGGGAGAGGGCGGCAGCUUUGAAUCUCUGCGCCGUCUACAGCCCGGCCAGCAAGCCUCCGGGUUUCAGCUUGGCACAAAAGCCCUUUGGUGCAACAUACAUAUGGAGCAGCAUUAUCAAUGCACUUCAAACUCAAGUGGAAGUUAAAAAGCGGCGACAGAAUCUGAAGUGUUACAAUGACUGUUUCAUCGGCUCAGAUGCAGUGGACAUUGUUUUUGCUCAUCUCCUGCAGAACAGAUAUUUUGGGGAUAUAGAUAUUUCUCGUGCUAAAGUAGUGCGAGUAUGCCAAGCCCUGAUGGAUUACAAAGUGUUUGAGGCUGUUUCAACAAGAGUUUUUGGAAAAGACAAACGGUCUGUGUUUGAAGAUAGUAGCUGCAGUUUAUAUAGAUUUGCAAAUGUACCUAGCCCAGUGGACUGCCCAUUUGAAAAGGAACGUGGGCACCGUACACCUCAAAGACAUGGGAAAACAGAAUUAUUUAAUCCCAUUCAAAUAAAAUCAGAAAACUUAGAUGAUCUCUGGAAAAACUUGAGACUGCAGCCUGCUAACACCCUGCAAGUAAACAUCUCUGAAGUUUUGUCUCCUCAAGUUAUCAAUGAAGUAUGGCAAGAACAAACAAUAGCUCGUCUACUGCAGCUUGUGGACCUUCCGCUUCUUGACUCUUUAUUCAAACAUCAAGAGAUUGGGCCUAAACUUCCCCAAACAAAGAAAGAUGCUGGCUACAUCAUCACAAGUAACUAUCUGGAUAGAGAGAUUCUCAAAGCUUUCAAUGACACUCAGACAGAUGAAUGGCUCUCUGCAGCAAUAGAUUGCUUGGAUUAUCUUCCAGAUCAAAUGGUGGUAGAUAUAAGCAGAAACUUGCCUGAUCAACCUGACAAAACAGAGGCAUGGAAGCUACUGCUGUUUGAUACUAUUGGUGGCUACUACAGUCAGAAAGAGCCACUAUUAACCCAUGCAUCUGAUAUCCACACAGGAAUUGCAGAGCUGCUGGUGAAUGGAAAGACUGAACAGGCUUUAGAAGCAGUUCAACUCUACUUAAAGCUUCUGAAUAGUCAAACUAGAGAAGAGUUCAGAAGGUUGUUAUACUUCAUGGCUGUUGCAGCUUAUCAUUCGGAGCUCAAGUUGCAGAAAGAGACUGAUAAUAGGAUGGUUGUGAAAAGAAUGUUUUCUAAAGCUAUCGUCAACAAUAAGACCUUAUCCAAAGGAAAAACUGACCUCCUGAUUUUGUUCUUGGUGGAUCAUCAAAAAGAUGUUUUAAAGAUCCCAGGGACACUACAUAAAAUGGUUAGUGAUAAGCUGGUGGCUAUACAACAAGGUCAAGAUCCUAGUAAGAAUACAGGCUACACUUUCUGCCAAAAACUUGAUGAGGGGGAAUAUCACAUCAAUACAGAGAAGACAACAAAAGAUGAGUUACUAUCUUUGCUAAAAACCAUUGAUGAAGAUUCAAAACUCUCUGCCAAAGAGAGAAAAAGACUGCUAGAUCAGUUUCAUAGUAGUAAUCCAACUAUUUUUAUGCAGUAUUUUGGUGACAGACUUACUAAUAUGUGUGUGUAACUAA
Molecule: messenger RNA, 1614 nt
Organism: Gavialis gangeticus (Gharial)
Lineage: Eukaryota; Metazoa; Chordata; Crocodylia; Gavialidae
Gene: DEPDC7
Product: DEP domain containing 7
Exons: 9
Coding region: 48-1610 (520 amino acids)
Biological process (GO): intracellular signal transduction
Source: RefSeq, a predicted model, not a curated record